Messenger RNA from Asparagus officinalis (garden asparagus), 549 nucleotides. RefSeq lists its product as uncharacterized. Lineage: Eukaryota; Viridiplantae; Streptophyta; Magnoliopsida; Asparagales; Asparagaceae. The record is from RefSeq and is a predicted model, not a curated record. The transcript has a single exon. Bases 1 to 549 code for a protein of 182 amino acids.
AUGGGUAUAGUAUGUAGACAUGGUUUUUUUGCACUGAACCAAGCUGAUGUAACAAAAAUACCAAGACAUCUUGUUGUGAACCGAUGGACAAAAGGUGCUGAGAUGAGUCAUUCAUUGCAGUUCAAAGAAAUAUCAAAACAGUGCAAUGCAAUUGAAGUUACAAAUCGUAAGUUGAAUGACAUAUGGUAUGAUUUCCAAUCCUGUGUGAGUUUGGCAGGUCUAGAUGGUGAGAGACUUGACUACCUGGAAGGGAAGUUGAAGGAGUUGAAGCACAGUUUGCGUGAAUCUAGUUGGAAAUCUGACACACAAAACAAAAAUAAUGUAAUGGAGUUUUUUGUUGGCUCAAAAAUACCAGCGGAAGUGAUCGUUAAACCUCCCAUUGAAGGUAGAAACAAGGGGUGUGGACGGAGAAUUGUUGGUGAUUAUGAGAAAUUACUUACUCAACGAAGAAAGAAGGUGCCAAGGUUGUGUAAUAUGUGCAAAAAAAUCGAUUUCCAUGACGCACGGACAUGCCCAUUAAAGAAAACAAUACAGCAGAGUGAUGUUUAA